This is a messenger RNA of Rotaria sordida, 345 nucleotides long. The record is from the annotation of a GenBank genome assembly. NCBI's taxonomy places the organism in Eukaryota, Metazoa, Rotifera, Eurotatoria, Philodinida, Philodinidae.
AUGAGAGAAAAUAUCGAUAAAUCUGAUUUUUAUAAUUUACCAUUAAAAGAUAAUGAUGAUCAUGCAUUAUGUUUUCCUUGUAUUCUAACACUUGUUUUUUUCGUAUCCAUUUUUCUUUUAUGUGCAAUAUCAAUAGAAGAUGUUAAACCUGUUUCAAAAGUUUCAAGACAAAAUUUUGUUGCAUUACCGAGUUAUUCAAAAUUAUUAACACUUUUGAAAAAUCGAGAAACAAAAUUUUAUGAAAAUGAUGAUGACAUCUCACGCGAAAUAAAACAAUUAACAUCAGUAAAUCGACGAUUUUUUCUUUUUCUUGUUCAACGUACUACUCGUCGAAAUCGACCAUAG